Salvia splendens (bonfire salvia) is the source of this 1624-nucleotide messenger RNA. RefSeq names its product phosphoglucomutase, chloroplastic. Bases 326 to 1354 code for a protein of 342 amino acids. Gene Ontology annotation, biological process: carbohydrate metabolic process. Gene Ontology annotation, cellular component: cytosol. NCBI's taxonomy places the organism in Eukaryota, Viridiplantae, Streptophyta, Magnoliopsida, Lamiales, Lamiaceae. Gene Ontology annotation, molecular function: phosphoglucomutase activity. The transcript is spliced from 16 exons. The record is from RefSeq and is a predicted model, not a curated record.
CUCAGCUUGGUGCAACAAACUAUGGACCUUUUAGCGUUGAGGUAAUCGAUCCAGUAGCGGAUUAUUUGGAGCUUUUGGAGCAAGUAUUUGAUUUUUCACUUGUCAGGAGCCUUAUAUUACGGCCAGAUUUCAGAUCUCUGAAAUCAAAGUAGCUGAUAUUCCGGACAUCAAUCUCUCUCAGCUUGGUGCAACAAACUAUGGACCUUUUAGCGUUGAGGUAAUCGAUCCAGUAGCGGAUUAUUUGGAGCUUUUGGAGCAAGUAUUUGAUUUUUCACUUGUCAGGAGCCUUAUAUUACGGCCAGAUUUCAGGUUCACAUUUGAUGCCAUGCAUGCCGUCACUGGUGCAUAUGCCAAACCAAUUUUUGUGGACAAGCUGGGAGCUAGCAUCGAUUACAUUUUAAACGGAGUGCCUCUUGAAGAUUUUGGACAUGGCCAUCCAGAUCCUAACCUCACAUAUGCGAAGGAAUUGGUGGACCUCAUGUAUGGAGAAAACGGACCUGAUUUUGGCGCUGCAAGUGAUGGAGAUGGUGAUAGAAACAUGAUUCUUGGGAAAGGAUUUUUCGUGACUCCUUCAGAUUCUGUUGCUAUUAUUGCUGCCAACGCAGAAAAGGCCAUCCCAUACUUCAAAACUGGCCCAAAGGGCUUGGCUCGAUCCAUGCCGACUAGUGGUGCUCUGGAUCGUGUAGCAGAGAAGUUAAACCUUCCCUUCUAUGAGGUGCCCACUGGUUGGAAAUUUUUCGGGAACCUGAUGGAUGCAGGGAAAUUGUCGAUCUGUGGAGAAGAAAGUUUUGGAACUGGUUCUGAUCACAUCCGUGAGAAAGAUGGUAUCUGGGCUGUUUUAGCUUGGUUGUCGAUAAUUGCUUUUAGAAAUAAGGACAAGAAACCUGGGGAAAAGUUGGUUUCUGUGUCUGAUGUUGUGUAUGAGCAUUGGGCGACUUAUGGAAGGAACUUCUUCUCUAGAUAUGACUACGAGGAAUGUGAGUCCAAUGGGGCUAAUAAAAUGAUUGACUAUCUUAGAGACUUGAUUUCCAAAGGCAAGACCGGCGAUGUAUAUGGAGACUACACCCUGCAGUUUGCAGAUGACUUCACCUACACUGAUCCUGUGGACGGCAGCGUAGUUACCAAGCAAGGCGUGCGUUUUGUGUUCACUGAUGGAUCCAGGAUUAUAUUCAGGCUAUCGGGUACCGGGUCUGCUGGUGCAACUGUUCGUAUAUAUAUUGAACAAUUUGAGCCGGAUUCAUCCAAGCACGACGUGGAUGCACAAAUAGCAUUGAAACCAUUGAUAGAUCUGGCUUUAUCUACAUCGAAGCUGAAGGAGUUCACUAGAAGGGAGCAGCCAACGGUCAUCACAUAGAUUGGGAUCUUUGAGGAAGAAACGACAGCGUUUGACCAUACCUGAGGUUGGAUAUUCAUCCUCGUGUCUGAUACUCUGAUUCACAAUUGGUUAGUUUAGUUUGUUUUUUCUAUAUAACUUGCAUCAGUAGUCCUGGUUGAGAAACUCAUUCUAUUCACAUGCUGAUGCAAAAUCCUGUUAACAUAUUUAUACAAAUCAUCAUCGGAAUGUAUGGGACGUCGAACAGAAUGCACGUUUUACCCUUGUGAGGUAGCAUAUGUUCUAGUAUCA